Molecule: messenger RNA, 2523 nt
Organism: Periophthalmus magnuspinnatus
Lineage: Eukaryota; Metazoa; Chordata; Actinopteri; Gobiiformes; Gobiidae
Gene: xkr7b
Product: XK, Kell blood group complex subunit-related family, member 7b
Exons: 4
Coding region: 1-1752 (583 amino acids)
Biological process (GO): phosphatidylserine exposure on apoptotic cell surface; engulfment of apoptotic cell; apoptotic process involved in development
Cellular component (GO): plasma membrane
Source: RefSeq, a predicted model, not a curated record
AUGGCCGCUAAGUCGGACGGAGCAGCGGUGUCUGUGGAGGAUGACAACACGCCCAGGAGCGCGUCUGAAGCGGGGAUCUCCGCAGCCCGAGCCCGCUGCACGGCCACGCCGGGCUCCAGGCCGUACACGGCGCUGGACUGCUGCUGGGUGCUGUGCGCGCUGCUCGUCUUCUUCUCCGACGGAGCCACAGACCUGUGGCUGGCCGCGGACUACUACCUGCGCGGGGACUACUGGUGGUUCGGCUUGACGCUGGUGUUCGUGGUGGUUCCGUCCGCGGUGGUGCAGGUGCUGAGUUUCCGCUGGUUCGUCUAUGACUACACCGAGCUGAGCGGGACAGGAGAUGGAAGCAGCGGUGCCGUGGCGACAGAGGCGACAGGAGAGAACGCGCUCAGCAGCACCAAGGACAGCGAGCAGGCGGCAGCUCUCCACACGGGCACCGCGGGCUCCGCGCAGCCUGCUCCGCGCCGCUGCUGCACCGUGUGCGUGUGGAUCUUUCAGAGCACGCUGCACGUCCUGCAGCUCGGCCAGGUCUGGAGAUACAUCCACACCCUGUACCUGGGUGCUCAGAGCAGGUGGCACAGUGGUGGUGGCAGGCCUCGGAGACACUUCCACUGGAGGCUGAUGUUCGAGAGCGCUGACAUCACCAUGCUUCGCCUCCUGGAAGCUUUCCUCAAGUCCGCCCCACAGCUCGUCCUGCAGCUCAGCAUCAUGAUCCACGGCAACAACGUCCUGCCGCUGCAAGGUCUGUCUGCCUCGGCCUCCCUGGUCUCUCUGGCCUGGAUGAUCGCGUCCUAUCAGAAGGUGCUCAGGGACUCGCGGGACGAUAAACUGCCCAUGUCAUACAAGGCAGUGAUCGCGCAGAUGCUGUGGCACUUCUUCACCAUCGGCGCUCGGACCGUGGCCUUCGCGCUCUUCGCCUCCGUCUUCCAGCUCUACUUUGGCAUCUUCAUUGUCAGCCACUGGUGUGUCAUGACCUUCUGGAUCAUCCAAGGCGAGACCGACUUCUGCAUGUCCAAAUGGGAGGAGAUCAUCUAUAACAUGGUGGUGGGCAUCAUCUACAUCUUCUGCUGGUUCAACGUCAAAGAGGGCCCCAGCCGUUUCCGCAUGACCGUCUACUACACUGUCACCCUGGCUGAAAACGUGGCCCUCACAGCAGCCUGGUACACCUACCGUGGGCCGCACACUUCCGACUCCUCCGCCCUGGUGGUGGUCUGCCUUGUGGCUUGCAGUUUUGCUCUCGGCACCUUCUUCAUGCUGGUGUACUACUGCUGGCUCCACCCGGACGGCCCUGUGAUUGGCUCACAGUGGGGGGGUUGUGUGGAUGAGGGCGUGGUGGGCGCUGGAGGGGUGGCCGGGGUCAUUGACGCUUGCCUGACCCCAUCGCAGGGCUCCCAAACGGACAUGGUCAUCACCAGUCCACCCAGGACUCUACCCAGGACUAAGGGGGAUUCCGGGGACCCCACGCCAGGUGACAGGGACAGUUGCUUGCCUGUGUUCCAGGUGCGCCCCUCCCCCGCCUCGUCCCCGGCCUUGCUUCACAGGACCUCCUCGUCAUCGCGGCAGGAGGGUCCCGUGAUCCGGAUCGACCUACCCAGGAAAAGAUACCCGGCCUGGGACGCACACUUCAUCGACAGGCGUCUCCGGAAGACCAUUCUGGUACUGGAGACGACGUCCGCAGUGAGCCCGAGGAUACAGUAUCGGAGCAGCUUGAUGGGCAGCAAAGAGGUUUUAGAGUAUGAAACCACUGUCUAAGCUCAAAAAGUGGAUAUUCAAAUUGAAAUCUCCAAAUCUUAAUGCCCUGCAGUGUUUCUGGGGACUCUUCACUUGAAAAGGAAAGGAUAUUGGGCGACAUUUUUUUACAAGAAUGAGGUUGUUUGAUUGUAAAAUGUGAAGUGCAAUCGUAGAGCAAGGUCCUUGUGUCUUACUAGGAAGAAGUAUGUUGAAUGGACAAGUAUAAAGUAAAAAAUGAGCUAGAAGGAGCUUUCAUCUUUGAACCGGUGAUUCUAAGAUGCUCUGGUCAGAAAUAUGAAUGAACUUAGGAGCCACAAUGCCUGUCUGAGGAGAGUUACAAACCUGGUGCAUGAUUUCUAGCCACGUAUCCUUGCAAACUAACAGAAGAUUUCUAAGGUAAAUUGUGGUGAUAAAUACAAGGAUAAUGUCUGAAUGUGAAUUUGAAGACCCUAAUUUGUUUAAUUUGGAAGGAUAGUAUUUGAGAUAUAUAGCAAUGCAUUUGGGCAUUUUCUUUCAGUUAUUCCUUGGGUCGUAGACGGUUGGUGUACCCCGGCAAAGGCAACUAGUCACAGGGCUGACACAGUUAAAGUCUGCUGGCUAUAACGCUUAAUACAAUAUUAUUUUCACAAACACUCCUACUACAUCAUUUUGUGCCAGAAGAGAGAAGAAACUCAGAAUCAAUAUCAUAUAUCAUAAUUAUUUUUCUGUAUGUCUAUAGCCAUAUAGUGGGGGAGUUUGCUGACAAAGUGACAAAAAGAUAAACUAUAGUGUUCAUGUGGUGCACAAUACAGA